AAAUCAGACCCGAAAAGGACCCCACCAUCCUCCCGUAACGCCUUCCCAACCUUCCUCUCCCGCACGCUACCAAGCCCACCAAAAAUCUACAGAAAACAGACCCAUAAACCGCUAGGGUUGCCAAAACCGCCGAGAUUUCCAGGGAAGAAACCACUCCCCCGUCCUCAUCACUCUCACCUGUUUGACACAUUUUGCACGUGAAACUCGUCGCACCAGAUUAUUAGGGUUUUUCUCCCAAUUUUGCCUAACUACUAUACUCAAAACGAAGCGAGGAUUUGUUUUUCAUGUUAGGCGAAGAGUUCAUGACUUAUGAAUGGAGAUUAUUAUCUCUAAUUUUUUCUCGAAUAAUUCGAUUUUUCUCGCUGUUGCUGCCCUCUUGAUUACCGCCCUAGGUUGCGUUUUCGGAACUCUCUUCACCGUUCGAACAAAAGCGAAAUUUUCCGGCGGUUUCUGUUGCUCUUGUAAGGGUAAUUCGGGAACUUUUCAUACGACGGCGUAUCUCAACGGUGUCAUUACUGGUUUGGAGGACAAUUCUAGGAGUGGGGAAGACGAAAUGGUUGAGAAAGUGGCGGCGGUGGUGCCGCCGGAAAAGCAGUCCGGUGCUUCGAUGAUGGAGCAGUUGGUGCCGGAGAUCACUACGCAUGCUUUGAGUUACUUGGACUAUCCGAGUUUGUGCAGGCUUUCCAUGACUAAUUCACAGAUGCGUAAGGCUGCCAAUGAUGAUAAUGCAUGGAAAGCUCUCUAUCACAAGGAUUUCACAUUGGAGCAGGAUAGUGUGAUUCCAGUUAAUGGAUGGAAGGCCUAUUAUGCAGCUACAAGAGCCAUUGUGAACAUUAACAAUGAAUUUUUUCGCAUCAUUAAAGAAAGGUCACUUGCAGAAAUGGGUCAUUUCUGGCUAAAUGCAGAUUAUGUGAAGUGUUUCCAUGCUUCUGGAGAGUCCUUUACUGGAUACAGUGCGGUCAUGCAAAGCUGGCAGCUAGCUUUUAACUGGGAGCAAGGUUUUAAUUUUCAAGUUCAAGAUGUAAGGGCACGGGUACUAACAGAUAUGGCUUGGGUAGCCAUGAAAGCUUAUGUUGACAUGGAGACUGGGCCAUUCAAUGUGACUAAUAUAUUUGAAUUCCAUAAUGGAAGGUGGUACAUGGUCCAUCAUCACACCUCAGUGAUGAUGGUAAAUGGAGGCGCCGAACAACAAAUGAUGCAGGGUUAGGAAGCAUAGUCUCAAAGCUUAAGUUACAAGGAUGAUGGUAUUUAUUAAAAUUUGAAAGUGGUGAUAAUGUCUCCACUGUAGCCUUUGAUUAUGCUGCCGGUGUGGAACAGAAGCCUUGUGAUCAGCUGCCUCAAUGUCGCUGGCUAGCAACGCCGUUGAAUUUCACUCUGGUUGAUUUCAUCUAGGGAUCUAGAAUGAUUGGAUUUUUUUAAGAUGGGUCAGAUCUCCAUUGUCUAUAUAAAGCCCAAUUAUCACCUAUUUCUGGGCAUAAGGCAUAGACAUUCUUCUCAUCCGUAGAUAGCACUCUUAACUGAUGAGAGAAGGGUCCGGUGCUUGUGAACAAUUUUUUCACCUUUUUCUCACCCUUCUUGCACUGUUGGAAUUUGCUGCUGGUGAAAUGUUAAAAAAAAAAAAAAGAGGUUCCAUGGUCUAGUUCAAUGAAACCUUCUACGAUUCCUCCGCUGUUUAGCAAACACGUCCAUUCUGAUAUUUUGGUUUCAAGAUUAAUGUAAGGGCAUCUGAGUGCAGUGCAGUAGUCUGAUGGUGUAUUGACGUAAUAUCUACUGUACUGUAUAUAAAGCUUGAGGAAAGGGUUUGGAUUAACAUUGAAAUUAA
This is a messenger RNA of Coffea arabica (coffee), 1822 nucleotides long. RefSeq names its product F-box protein SKIP8. The record is from RefSeq and is a predicted model, not a curated record. Lineage: Eukaryota; Viridiplantae; Streptophyta; Magnoliopsida; Gentianales; Rubiaceae. Gene Ontology annotation, molecular function: protein binding.